Messenger RNA from Hypomesus transpacificus, 1878 nucleotides. RefSeq names its product ring finger protein 185 (gene rnf185). Gene Ontology annotation, cellular component: endoplasmic reticulum. Gene Ontology annotation, biological process: ubiquitin-dependent protein catabolic process. Gene Ontology annotation, molecular function: ubiquitin-like protein conjugating enzyme binding; ubiquitin protein ligase activity; metal ion binding. The record is from RefSeq and is a predicted model, not a curated record. The transcript is spliced from 7 exons. The coding region runs from base 535 to 1110 and encodes 191 amino acids. Lineage: Eukaryota; Metazoa; Chordata; Actinopteri; Osmeriformes; Osmeridae.
CCAAAUAGCAAAUACUCCAAAAAAACAGACUGCCUUGCAUACAGAAAAAUGUGACCGGAUGCAAUAGGACAUCCUGGUAAUUUUGGCACACUGCAUUUGACAAACUAAAUUGUACUAUAGUAUGGAUAUUAAAACGCAUCCUAAAUCCCCAAACCUUGCUGCUAAGGGAACCUCUUGUGUCGAAAAUGGGAAUUUCACUUCCGUAGCUCUGCCUCGGACCAAUCCUGUACCGGCUUGGACAACCAAUCCUUACACUCGGAAUCCCCGUACGACUUCCGGACGCAGUAGCUAUGAUGCAAUCAUUGAAUCAACUAAAACUAAACAUUGUAGGCUAUAUAACUUGGCAGCUUUUAUGAAUAAGGUAAAUGUUUACUGAGAUAUCGCCGAUCAAGCCAUUUUACUUACGAAAUAACAAACUAGUUUUACCGAUGGAUAUGAUCUGAUGGGCAGACCCGGGUGUUAGGCAAGCUGUUAAGCCAACUCGCUUUCUUCGUCACGACACUCAUCUUCCGUGGUUCUGAAUCUGGAGACGCAAUGGCCAGCGCCGCACCUCCAACCGCUGGCUCCGCAGCCCCAGAAAAUCUCAACCCCAGCGCUAGCAGCUCGACAGCAGGAGAAGGUGGUAACCAAGACAGCACCUUCGAAUGUAACAUCUGCCUGGACACGUCUAAGGAUGCUGUGAUCAGUCUGUGUGGACACCUUUUCUGUUGGCCCUGCUUGCAUCAGUGGCUGGAGACCAGACCCAACAGACAGGUGUGUCCGGUGUGCAAGGCUGGCAUCAGCCGUGACAAAGUCAUCCCCUUGUAUGGUAGAGGAAGCACAGGCCAACAGGAUCCGAGAGAACGAACUCCCCCUCGACCUCAAGGACAGAGACCAGAACCGGAAAAUCGAGGCGGGUUCCAAGGGUUCGGAUUUGGAGAUGGUGGAUUUCAGAUGUCCUUUGGCAUCGGAGCCUUUCCAUUUGGAAUUUUUGCUACUGCUUUUAACAUCAAUGAUGGAAGGCCCCCUCCAGCUGCGCCUGGGACCCCCCAGCACACCGACGAACAGUUCCUGUCCCGCCUCUUCCUGUUUGUGGCCCUGGUCAUCAUGUUCUGGCUCCUCAUUGCCUGAAUGACUAUAGAGGAAGGAAAGAAGCUCAUGCUGGACAGUUCAAAUCGAAGAGACACUGGCAUUGUGAUGUCAUCCUAAGUGUCUGUCCAUCUACACAAUGUAAAGUAUUGACCCAGCAAAGUCCUUGAUCUAACUACAGGGAUUUAAAGUGUAGACAUGCUCUGUGACACCAACAGAAGUCUUAUGCUAUAGAAUUUGGUGUCUUGAAUCACCAAAUUGUGUAAUCCUAUCGUCUAGGUCAGUAUGUUUUUAAAUUGGAAAAAUAUAUUUACAUGUUGCACUAGUUUCUGACUAUGAGAUAACAUGUAUGAAAUGACUAUGAAAUAACUGAAUGAAAAAACCAGUGUUGCAAUAUAGGUUAAACAUUUGAUUUGAUAAAUUGUACAACUUUCUUUUAGAGAUGCCAUUGAUUCCUUAUACCACUGGUCUGAUAUUACUAUUCCCUCUAACAGUUAUCAAUGAACAUCAAGAAACAUAACCUCACAUUCACUGCAGUCAGAAUUUGUUUAUGUUGUUGAGUGACACUUCCUAUGUCAGUUGACUCAGAUUGUGGAGUCCUUGACAUUGGUUUAGAUACAGUAACAAUUCUUUGGGGCAUGAAGCAGGAUACCAUGAGCUGAAAUGUAUUAUACUGUUUUCUCUUGUUCAAAAUUCAAUUCAAAUGAUCUUUGUCCGGUUAACUGAAAUAAUUAACCUCUUUCUGUACUUUAUUGUAAGUAAAUACUGUAAAAUAUUAAGAUGGCUAUAAUUAAACUGUUUAAAUAUCAA